This is a messenger RNA of Bipolaris oryzae ATCC 44560, 2328 nucleotides long. RefSeq lists its product as uncharacterized. Gene Ontology annotation, molecular function: 4 iron, 4 sulfur cluster binding; 3-isopropylmalate dehydratase activity. The record is from RefSeq and is a predicted model, not a curated record. The coding region runs from base 1 to 2328 and encodes 775 amino acids. The transcript has 4 exons. Gene Ontology annotation, cellular component: 3-isopropylmalate dehydratase complex. Gene Ontology annotation, biological process: L-leucine biosynthetic process. Lineage: Eukaryota; Fungi; Ascomycota; Dothideomycetes; Pleosporales; Pleosporaceae.
AUGCCGUCUGCUGUGAAACAACCGCAGACCUUGUACGACAAGGUCUUUGAGGACCAUAUCGUUGAGGAGAAGGAGGAUGGCACAAUUCUGCUCUACAUUGACAGACAUCUUGUCCACGAAGUGACAUCACCACAAGCGUUUGAAGGCCUCCGAAAUGCCGGCCGCAAAGUACGAAGACCAGACUGCACUCUUGCAACAGUAGACCACAACAUUCCUACUGCCUCACGGAAAAACCUCACCACGACGGAGAAGUUUAUCGAGGAGGCCGAUUCCCGGUUACAAUGCAUGACUCUCGAAGAAAAUGUCAAGGCGUUCGAUCUCACAUAUUUCGGCCUCGACGACAAGAGGCAGGGUAUCGUCCACAUCAUCGGACCGGAACAAGGCUUCACGCUUCCCGGAACAACAGUCGUAUGUGGCGACAGCCACACAUCUACACAUGGCGCUUUCGGUGCCCUCGCCUUUGGUAUCGGUACGAGUGAAGUCGAGCAUGUUCUGGCGACACAGACCAUUAUUACCCAGCGGAGUAAAAACAUGAAGGUCCAAGUCGAUGGCGAGCUGGGUCCUGGUGUUGGUAGCAAGGACAUCAUUCUGCAUGUCAUUGGCAAGAUUGGCACAGCUGGAGGAACUGGUGCCGUCAUCGAAUUCUGUGGUUCAGCUAUUCGCGGGUUGAGCAUGGAGGCGCGCAUGUCCAUGUGCAACAUGUCCAUUGAAGGAGGUGCAAGGGCUGGUAUGAUCGCACCCGACCAGACCACCAUUGACUACCUUAAGGGAAGGCCAUUGGCACCAAAGGUCGAUAGCCCAGAAUGGAAAAAGGCAUGCAGCUACUGGCUCGGCCUCAAGUCAGACGAGGGUGCCAAGUACGACAUCGAGGUCUUGAUCGACGCAAAGGACAUUGCCCCAACAGUUUCUUGGGGUACUUCUCCCCAGGACGUCGUCCCUAUUACUGGAGUUGUGCCUGGUCCCGACGAUUUCCAGGAUGAAGUCAAGAAGGCAGCGUGUGUGCGAGCCCUGAAAUACAUGGGCUUAACCGCUGGUACCCCCAUGCAAGAGAUUUCGUUGGACAAGGUCUUCAUCGGAUCUUGCACUAACGCUCGUAUUGAGGAUUUGCGCUCUGCUGCGCGUAUUGUAGAGGGCAAGAAGAUCGCCUCAAACAUCAAGCGCGCCAUGGUCGUGCCUGGAUCUGGUCUUGUUAAGAAGCAGGCGGAAGCCGAAGGCCUAGACAAGAUCUUCACUGACGCCGGGUUUGAGUGGAGAGAGGCUGGAUGUUCAAUGUGUCUCGGCAUGAACCCGGAUAUCCUUUCUCCCGGUGAACGAUGUGCGUCAACAUCGAACCGUAACUUCGAAGGUCGACAAGGUGCUGGUGGCCGAACUCACCUCAUGUCGCCCGCCAUGGCCGCUGCCGCUGCCAUUGUAGGAAACCUGGCUGACGUACGAAAACUCGCACCGGAAACCUCAACAGCAGCCAAGGGCUCGCCAAAAAUUGAACUCGACGCUCAUGUCGAGGCCCCAAGUAGCGAUGAGGAGUUUGAUAAACUCAUGGACCAGCCCAGCUCUGGACCACAGCACACUGCUUCCAACACGCCCAGCACAGAAAACGCCCCUGCCGGCAUGCCCAAGUUUGAAACCCUCCGCGGAUACGCAGCACCCAUGGAUAUUGCAAACAUUGACACUGAUGCAAUCAUCCCCAAACAAUUCCUCAAGACUAUCAAGCGCUCCGGCCUUGGCAGCGCUCUCUUCCACGCCUGGCGCUACGAAGCCGGUGGUGACAAGGAAAACCCAGACUUCGUCCUGAACAAGGAGCCCUACCGCAGUGCUAAGAUCCUGGUCUGCACUGGACCUAACUUUGGUUGCGGAUCAAGUCGAGAGCACGCCCCCUGGGCUCUGCUUGACUUUGGCAUUAAGUGCAUUAUCGCCCCUUCGUUUGGCGACAUCUUCUUCAACAACACAUUCAAGAACGGCAUGCUUCCCAUCCGCAUUGAAGAUGUAGCUACCAUCCAGCGUAUCGCCGACGAGGCGAGUGCCGGUAAGGAGAUUGAAGUCGAUCUCCCCAAUCAAGUCAUUCGCUCUGCCGGUGGUACCGAGCUAGCGAAAUUCGACGUCGAGGAGUUCAGGAAACACUGCCUUGUCAACGGUCUGGACGACAUUGGUCUCACCAUGGCUAGUGUUGACAAAAUUGAGAAGCACGAGCAGAAGCGUACUGCGGUAUGGCCGUGGCUGGACGGCAGUGGCUACCUGAAGAGACAUGGUAGGGGACCAGUCAAGAUUCAGGCGCAGCCUGUGCCCAAGACCAACAGGGGUGAGGAGCUCAAGGAACCGCUUGAGUGGUAG